This is a messenger RNA of Amphibalanus amphitrite, 1701 nucleotides long. Its product is annotated as gamma-aminobutyric acid receptor subunit beta-like. The coding region runs from base 1 to 1410 and encodes 469 amino acids. Gene Ontology annotation, cellular component: neuron projection; GABA-A receptor complex; synapse. The transcript has 7 exons. Gene Ontology annotation, molecular function: GABA-A receptor activity; extracellular ligand-gated monoatomic ion channel activity; neurotransmitter receptor activity. Gene Ontology annotation, biological process: signal transduction; nervous system process; regulation of membrane potential. The record is from RefSeq and is a predicted model, not a curated record. Lineage: Eukaryota; Metazoa; Arthropoda; Thecostraca; Balanomorpha; Balanidae.
AUGGUAUCAACAUGCCGGGGUCUGCUCUUACUGCCUGUCCUCGCUCUUUUGAUCAGUUGUGCGCACACGCAAGUCGGCAUAGCCACUCCUGAUUUGGGCAAUGUGACCAAGACCAUUUACCGGCUACUUACUGGCUACGAUAUUCGCCUGCGACCGAAUUUUGGAGGACAGCCGCUCUACGUGGGGAUGGAGCUGAACAUUGCCAGCUUCGACUCCAUAUCGGAAGUGAACAUGGAUUACACCAUCACCAUGUACCUGAACCAGUACUGGAAGGACGAGCGGCUCUCGUUCAGCAGCACAGACGACGUGUUGACGCUCUCCGGUGACUUCGCCGAGAAGAUUUGGGUGCCAGACACGUACUUCGUCAAUGAUAAAAACAGCUACCUGCACGAUGUGACGGAGAAAAACAAGAUGGUGCGUCUCCAUGGCGACGGGAGUAUCACAUACGGGAUGCGCUUCACGACGACGCUGGCCUGUAUGAUGGACCUGCACAACUACCCGCUGGACAAACAAAACUGCACCGUGGAGAUCGAGAGCUACGGCUACACGGUGAAGGACGUCGUCAUGUACUGGAAGGAGACUCCCGUGGUCGGAGUGGAGGAGGCUAAACUACCUCAGUUCACUGUCCUCGGUUACGCCACUACCGACCGCACCGAGCGGCUGGCCACCGGCGUCUACCAGCGGCUGUCGCUCUCCUUCAGCCUGCAGAGGAACAUCGGCUACUUCAUCUUCCAGACCUACCUGCCGUCCAUCCUGAUUGUGAUGCUCUCCUGGGUGUCGUUCUGGAUCAACCACGAGGCGACCAGCGCCCGCGUGGCGCUCGGCAUCACUACGGUUCUGACAAUGACCACCAUCAGCACGGGUGUGCGCUCCUCACUGCCGCGCAUCUCCUACGUCAAGGCCAUCGACAUCUACCUGGUCAUGUGCUUCGUGUUCGUGUUCGCCGCCCUCCUCGAGUACGCCGCCGUCAACUACACCUACUGGGGCGCACGGGCAAAGAAGAAAAACUCACAAAAAUCCCGAGAUGUCAGCGAUGGAGCGGAGGCCAACAGCCGAGUGUCGAACUGCGCCGGCGAAGGUGACAGCCGAGAGAUCGAAUGCGUCUCUGGGGAGUCACCGAACCAGGCCGAUGGUGGCGGUAUCGACCUGGGCACGGUGCGACCUUUAGGUCCUCUGAGGCGCAGGGCCGGCGCGGCGGCGGCGGAGGGCCGACCGUCGGCCGGGCCGGGGACGGGAGCGGCACGAGGUCGCCGGAGGGUACUCAGUUCACUUCGUCGUGGAGCAUCAGCCCUGAGCCGCUCGCUGCCCAGGGUACACGAUGUAAACAGCAUUGACAAGUAUUCACGACUGGUGUUUCCCGUUUCUUUUGUGCUGUUUAAUGCCACGUACUGGGGCUUCUAUAUACUUUAAUUGUGAGGAGUGAGCGGUGGUCUGGAAACUUGAGAAACGUUUACUUGGGUUAUUUAAAGUGGAGGGGACAUUUUCAUUGCGUUACAUCUAGGCUCGCUAACCCUCACUAAAGGUUCCCUGGUUAUCUAAACGGCUUAUCGUUACACCAGUGUUGGCAAAUUAUCCCCAAGCCAACGGUAUUGUCAAGCGAAAUGUGUCUAAUUCUAUACAGAUAAUUGUAACUUGUAUGUUAUAUUCGUACGUUGUAAUCGAUCAUCCAUCUAAGAACGUGAAAAUAAAAUCAUUUUGCCG